Messenger RNA from Strongylus vulgaris, 492 nucleotides. Lineage: Eukaryota; Metazoa; Nematoda; Chromadorea; Rhabditida; Strongylidae. The record is from the annotation of a GenBank genome assembly.
AUGAUUAUAGUCUUCCGACCAACAAAAAACUACCUGAAACAUCUUCCUGUUCCUGAUUUUGAUGUAUUUCUAACGCCUUGCAUGAUGAAGGAGCACGCUAGAAUGUCAAAGAAGCAGGAAAUGCCAAAACUCGACAUGAGUCGCUGUGAGCUGCCUUGUCCAGCUGGGACAUCACGAGCUGGCGACAAAGUUCAGUGGAGAAAGGCCAUAAAAAAUGCCAAAGCUCAAAAUGAGCAUCUCGUAAUGCGGCAGAUCAACUUGGAACUGAUGGAAGAGUAUGCUCCUGAAAGUUAUUUGAGAAGAAACAAGGAGCUAGAACAACUUUGCACAGAAGCGGAGCGAGAGCUUAGAAGAACCAAAGAGCAGGUUAUGGAAAUUCAUGCAAGGCGUAAGAUGGCGCAAUUAGAGGCGGGAAGGCAGCUCAAGGAACUUGAAGGUAGCUGGGUAGCUAUGGUCACCAAUAACUACAGGUUAGUUGGGAGUCACCGUUGA